UCCUCCUACUCUCAAAACUACGGUGUAUAUAAUUCACCCAAAACAAAAGUUCUGAAACCCUAGCACAAAUACACAUUACUAGUGGCAAACCAAAAAAAGUUCAAACCAACGUUUAAAAAAAAAAAAAAAAAAAAAAAAAAAAAAGAAAAAAGAAAAACUGUGCAACAAUGGUGGAAACCGAAAACAUAGAAGAAAAUUCACCAAUAGAAGAAGUUAGAUUAACAGUAUCAAACACAGACGAUCCCACAUUACCAGUAUGGACCUUCAGAAUGUGGUUUCUAGGAAUAAUUUCAUGUGUAUUGCUUUCAUUCUUGAAUACAUAUUUCAGUUAUCAAGACCAACCAUUGGUGAUCACUAUGAUAACCAUUCAGGUUGCGACGCUGCCUAUAGGAAGGUUAAUGGAGCGUACGAUUACGACACGAAAGUUUAAGUUGGGAGGAUGGGAGUUUUCGUUUAACCCUGGACCGUUUAAUAUGAAGGAACAUGUUUUGAUUUCUAUGUUUGCUAAUGCUGGUUCUGCUUUUGGGAGUGGUACUGCUUAUGCUGUUGGUAUUGUUGAUAUUAUUAAGGUGUUUUAUAUGAGGAAGAUUACUUUUUUGGCUAGUUGGAUCCUUAUUAUCACUACUCAGGUACUUGGUUAUGGUUGGGCUGGAAUACUAAGAAAGUAUGUGGUUGAUCCUGCUGAAAUGUGGUGGCCUGGUAGUCUUGUUCAAGUUUCACUUUUCCGGGCACUACACGAUAAGCAAGACAGUAAAUCAGAUAAAAGCCUAACAAGAAGCCAAUUCUUUGCAAUAGCACUAAUAUGCGCCUUUAGCUGGCAAUUAGUCCCUGGUUACCUCUUCCCAACAAUAUCAAAUCUUGCAAUUAUAUGCUUGGCCUUCCCAAAAUCUGUCGUAGCUCACCAGAUUGGUUCAGGAAAUAAAGGACUUGGAAUUGGAGCGUUUGCUUUUGACUGGAACGUCGUAGCUGCUUUCAAUGGCAGCCCUCUAGUCACUCCAUUUUUCGCUAUAGUUAACAUAGCUGCAGGCUAUGCUUUGAUCAUGUACUUUAUUAUACCAAUUGCAUACUGGGGGUUUAAUCUGUAUAAUGCGAAGACUUUUCCCUUCUUUUCUUCACAUUUGUUUACUGCUGCUGGGACGAGGUAUGAUGUUAGAGCCAUUGUGAAUAACAAGUUUGAACUUGAUUUGGGUGCGUACGCUAAGUAUGGACGAGUAAACUUGAGUAUGUUCUUCGCGCUUACUUAUGGCCUUGGGUUUGCUGCUGUUGUGGCUACUCUUACUCAUGUUGCCCUGUUCAAUGACAAGGACAUAUAUAAGCAAUUCAGAGCAUCAUCAAGCCGUAAGGAAGAUAUACACACCAAGUUGAUGAAGAGAUACAAGGACAUUCCUAAUUGGUGGUUUUACAUUCUGCUAGUAGCAUCAUUUGCUCUUUCUUUGGUGCUUUGCAUUUUCAUGAAAGAUCAAAUCCAAAUGCCAUGGUGGGCACUCAUUUUUGCUUCAGGCCUUGCCUUUUUGUUCACCCUUCCUGUCAGUGUUAUUACCGCGACUACUAAUCAGACACCAGGGCUUAACAUCAUCACAGAGUAUCUAAUGGGUUUGAUUCUACCAGGAAGACCUAUAGCUAAUGUCUGCUUCAAAACAUAUGGUUAUAUGAGUAUGGCACAAGCUGUAUCCUUCCUUAAUGAUUUCAAGCUCGGCCAUUACAUGAAAGUCCCUCCGCGAUCAAUGUUCUUGGUUCAGUUCAUUGGAACUAUUAUUGCAGGAACAGUCAAUUUAUUAGCAGCAUGGUAUUUCUUAAACACAGUCCCCCACAUAUGCCAAGACCAGCUCCUACCUCCAGGUAGCACUUGGACAUGUCCAAACGACAAUGUAUUCUUCGAUGCAUCAGUCAUUUGGGGCUUACUCGGACCAAGAAGGAUGUUUGGAUCCUUGGGGACUUACUCGUCCAUAAAUUGGUUCUUCUUAGUGGGAAUUGUAGGUCCUCUUCUUAUAUGGUUGUUACACAAAGCAUUCCCUCAACAUAAGUGGAUCCCGCUCAUCAACUUGCCUGUGCUCCUUGGUUCAACAGGCAACAUGCCCCCCGCCUCAGCCAUCAACUUCACCACUUGGAUAUUUAUCGGGUUCAUCUUCAACUACGUUGUGUUGCGUUACAGGAAGAAGUGGUGGCAGAAGUACAACUAUAUUCUCUCCGCGGCCUUGGAUGCAGGGGUGGCCUUCAUGACUGUUCUCCUUUACUUUGCCCUUGGAAAGGUUGGAGGCAUUUCUUGGUGGGGUUCUGGGUCUGAAUAUUGUGACCUUGCUAGUUGCCCUACUGCUAAAGGGGUAGUUUCUGAUGGUUGCCCUGUAUUUUGAUGUGUAAGUUUGGAGAAUUCAUAUUAGGACUGUUACUUGCCCCACAUUGUUAUCUUGUGUAGGUACUUAUAAAUUAACAAAGAUUAUUUUUAUAUGAAGAUUUCUUUAUGAUUCUUCCAUCUAUCAUUCAUCACUUUAGUUGUAUAAAUAAUCACUUAU
Molecule: messenger RNA, 2510 nt
Organism: Chenopodium quinoa (quinoa)
Lineage: Eukaryota; Viridiplantae; Streptophyta; Magnoliopsida; Caryophyllales; Amaranthaceae
Product: oligopeptide transporter 4-like
Exons: 6
Coding region: 168-2351 (727 amino acids)
Biological process (GO): transmembrane transport
Molecular function (GO): oligopeptide transmembrane transporter activity
Source: RefSeq, a predicted model, not a curated record